Trichosurus vulpecula (common brushtail) is the source of this 1386-nucleotide messenger RNA. It is a transcript of the gene TMPRSS11F, whose product is annotated as transmembrane serine protease 11F. Gene Ontology annotation, cellular component: plasma membrane; extracellular region. Gene Ontology annotation, molecular function: serine-type endopeptidase activity. The coding region runs from base 1 to 1386 and encodes 461 amino acids. NCBI's taxonomy places the organism in Eukaryota, Metazoa, Chordata, Mammalia, Diprotodontia, Phalangeridae. The transcript has 10 exons. The record is from RefSeq and is a predicted model, not a curated record. Gene Ontology annotation, biological process: proteolysis.
AUGAAUAAAUCUAGAAACCAAUCCUCAGUGCACAUUAUUUCAAACAUUAUAAAACAUAGCGAGGCAGCUAGAUGGCUCAUUGCAUACCAGCAAGCCAAGUAUCCACAAGUUAACUAUCCAAGAAGACAAAACCAAUUUUGGAGCCCUCUCAUGCUAGCUAUUUUCACAGUGGUAAUUGUGAUAAUCAUAGUGAUCGCCAUCGGUAUUGUUGCCCGUGUUGUCAUUGCAGAUGAAAGGACCUUCUAUUAUAUUGUCACCUUUAAGAUUACCAACAUCAAAUAUAAAGAGAAAUAUGGAAGAAAAACUUCAAGAGAAUUUGUAGAACGGAGUCAUCAGAUUGAAAGAAUGAUGUAUAAGAUAUUUCGACAGUCAUCUCACAGAGGAAGAUAUAUCAAAUCCCAUGUUAUCAGACUGAGCCCUGAUAAAGAUGGUGUGAAUGUCCUUAUGCUGUUCCUUUUUCGCUACCCUUCCUCAAUUGGUGUAGUAAGAAUUAAGAAAAAAAUUGGAAGUACGCUAUAUCAAGCCCUGAAAACCAAAAAGUUUUCUUUGGCCAUAAGUAAUUCUUCAAUUAAAAUCACACCCAUUGAUUCCAUGAAGACAAGGGACCUUCUCAACAGCCGUUGCGGGAUACGUACAACCUCAUCAUACCUGCCAUUGACAUCAGCGUCAACAACUGAGAGGAUAGUCAUGGGAACUACUGCUGCACUAGCAGGAGAGUGGCCAUGGCAAGCCAGCCUCCAGUUAAGGGAUUCUGGCCAUCAGUGUGGUGGCAGCUUGAUCAGUAACACCUGGAUUGUGACUGCAGCUCACUGCUUUCAGAAAACCAAGAAUCCAAGACAAUGGAUUGUGACAUUUGGAACAACUAUCACACCACCUUUAGCAAAACAAAAUGUUGACACAAUUAUUGUUCAUGAAAAAUACAAUAAUAUUACACAUGAAAAUGAUAUUGCCUUGAUGCAGCUAGCUGGAAAUGUUGAAUAUUCUAAUGAGAUCCAACGAGUUUGCCUCCCAGAAUCUUAUAUAAAAUUGCCACCUCAAACAAGUGUGUUUGUCACUGGAUUUGGAUCUGUAGUAGAUGAUGGACCAACCCAAAACCUUCUUCGCCAAGCCAGAGUGGAAAUCAUUAGCACUGAUGUGUGUAAUGGAACAGAUGUCUAUAAUGGUCUUAUAAAAAAAGGAAUGCUAUGUGCUGGAUUUAUGGAAGGAAAAGUUGAUGCUUGUAAGGGUGAUUCUGGUGGACCCCUGGUUUAUCCUGAUAACCAUGACAUCUGGUACCUUAUCGGAAUAGUGAGUUGGGGAGAAUCAUGUGCUCUUCCCAAAAGACCUGGAGUCUACACGCAAGUGACUCAGUAUCGGAACUGGAUUAACUCAAAAAUUGGUCUCUAA